CACAUCGGUGUGCCGGAGCCUGCCUUUGUACACCGGUCCGAACCCGCCCUCUCCUAGCUUGCACCCUCCUUUCUUCACGGAAGUGUUGUUAAAUCCUCGAGUGGCGUCGGAAAGCUCCUGGUGAUCAAAGUGUAUACACCCAGUACAGCCAGCCAUGAUCUCUAAAAGACGUUAGCCACGCCCAUCUCACUAUGACGUAACACAGAUAAUGGCAACAAUUUCAGACAGACUGGUUGGUAUGGCAGUGAUGUUUGUGGCUGUAAUGGUAAUGUGCUACUAUUCUGCCUGGGUCAUUGUCCUGCCUUUUGUGGAUGAAGACAACCUGGCGCAGAAAUUCUUUCUUCCAUGGUGGUGGGCUGUUGUAUUGCCUACUACUUUGUUGCUGAUAUUGAUUGUAUUCAUUGGAACAUUCGUGGGUGUGGUUGUGUUAAAAAACUCAAGGCAAGCUGCUAAGUCUCAUCAUGACUAAGAUAUCAAUACUAAUCAGUCAUUAUUCUGUUUAGACCUAGGUAACAUUAUAGAAGUGCAACAUGUGAAAGAAACAAUAGGCAUAUGAUUUGUAUGCAAAGAGAUUUAUAAGUGGGUAAAAGUCUCAGAUUGUUUCCAGGGGUUCAUCCACUUUCAGGAAAUCAUCCUUUUACUAUAAUAACACACACAAGGCAAAGCA
This is a messenger RNA of Geodia barretti, 667 nucleotides long. NCBI's taxonomy places the organism in Eukaryota, Metazoa, Porifera, Demospongiae, Tetractinellida, Geodiidae. The record is from the annotation of a GenBank genome assembly.